Messenger RNA from Otolemur garnettii (small-eared galago), 2520 nucleotides. It is a transcript of the gene POLM, whose product is annotated as DNA polymerase mu. Gene Ontology annotation, biological process: double-strand break repair via nonhomologous end joining. Gene Ontology annotation, molecular function: DNA binding; DNA-directed DNA polymerase activity. The coding region runs from base 8 to 1483 and encodes 491 amino acids. The record is from RefSeq and is a predicted model, not a curated record. The transcript is spliced from 11 exons. Lineage: Eukaryota; Metazoa; Chordata; Mammalia; Primates; Galagidae. Gene Ontology annotation, cellular component: nucleus.
AGUGCCGAUGCUCCCCAAACGGCGGCGAGCGCGGAUCGGGUCCCCAGGCGGCAAUGCCGCCUCCUCCGAGCGGCCCUCGACGCGCUUCCCUGGCAUCACCAUCUACUUGGUCGAGCGGCGUAUGGGUCGCAGCCGCCGGGCUUUCCUCACACGCCUAGCACGCUCCAAAGGUUUCCGCGUCCUCGACGCCUGCAGCUCUGAGGUGACGCACAUUGUGAUGGAGCAGACCUCAGCAGAGGAGGCUGUCUGCUGGCAGGAGCACAGGGCAACAGCUGCCCCCUCAGAAUGCACGCCUGCAACUCUGCUGGACAUAAGCUGGCUCACAGAGAGCCUGGCAGCUGGGCAGCCUGUACCCAUGGAGUCCCGGCACCGCCUGGAGGUGGCAGAACCCAGGAAGGCGCCCCCAAGCUCAAUAUGGAUGCCAGCCUAUGCCUGCCAGCGCCCCACACCCCUCACACACCACAACAUCAGCCUGUCGGAGGCUCUGGAGACGCUGGCAGAGGCAGCAGGCUUUGAAGGUAGGGAGGGCCAUAGCCUCACCUUCCUCAGGGCAGCCUCUGUGCUCAGGGCCCUUCCCAGACCUGUUGUAGCCCUGACCCAGCUGCGGGGGCUGCCUCACUUCGGAGAACAUUCCUUCAGGGUUGUGCAGGAGCUGCUGGAGCAUGGAGUAUGUGAGGAAGUGGAGAGAGUCCGGCACUCAGAGAGGUUCCAGACCAUGAAGCUUUUCACCCAGAUCUUUGGGGUUGGUGUGAGAACUGCUGACCGGUGGUACCAGGAAGGGUUGAGAACCCUGGAUGACCUCCGAGAGCAGCCCCAGAGACUGACCCAGCAGCAGAAAGCAGGUGUCCAGUAUUACCAGGACUUGAGCACCCCAGUCCUGCAGCCCGACGCAGAAGCCCUGCAGCAGCUGGUGGAGGCAGCUGUGGAGCAGGUCCUGUCUGGGGCCACUGUCACUCUGACUGGUGGCUUCCGAAGGGGGAAGUUGCAGGGCCACGAUGUGGACUUCCUUAUUACCCAUCCUGAGGAGGGCCAGGAAGCAGGGCUGCUGCCCAGGGUCAUACGCUGUCUACAGGACCAGGGCCUUGUCCUGUACCAGCAGUACCAGCAUAGCCUCUAUGGGGCUCCUGGCCAUCACAGCCACACCAUGGAUGCCUUUGAGAGGAGUUUCUGCAUUUUCCGCCUGCCACAACCCCCAGGAGCUUCUGUCAGGGAGGACCCUUCCUGUCCAGCAUGGAAGGCUGUGAGAGUGGACUUGGUGGUAGCACCCAUCAGCCAGUUCCCUUUUGCUCUGCUUGGCUGGACUGGCUCCAAGCUCUUCCAGAGGGAGCUGCGCCGCUUCAGCCGGAAGGAAAAAGGGCUGUGUUUGAACAGCCAUGGGCUGUUUAACCCAGAGCAGAACACAGUUUUCCAUGUGGCUUCAGAGGAAGACAUCUUCAGACACCUGGGCCUCGAGUACCUUCCUCCAGAGCAGAGAAAUGCCUGAGCCUGUGGCCUCCACUUCCACUCAGGAAAGGAGGGGAGGAGCUGCCCCUGACUUCGCCACUGAACAUCUCCAGGCAGAAGAUGCACCACUGCCUCCCUCUUCGUCUUCAGCCCUCCCGGGUGGAGGAACCCCACCUGUGGGGGCCUGGCUCUGCUAGAGUCAGUCUUGUCUGACCUGUCAGCCCCCAUCAGCUGUGGGGCAUCCAUGAAGUGGGGGCCUUCAUGCCCACCUCAUCACUGUGGCACCCUGGGUCAGCCCCCAGCCUCCCCAGGGCUCAAGUUCCCGCCCUGGAAGGGUCUGACCAAGGCCUGCCAUGUGGACCCAUGACAGAGACUGGUCAUGAAUGCCACAAUCUCUGCCUGGAACACAGCCUUGCAUCUGUUAGUUGCAGUUACUGUGACUCCUGUAGGGCACCCGGCCUGGAGUGUCCAUGCCCUGCGUUUGAGCCAUGAAGUGGCAGCUAUAGUUCUUGGUAUGGGGUGAAGUCUGGGGAGGGAGUGUGAGGAGGAGAACUUGCAGUGCUCAGGCUUCACCUCUACAGCCCCCCCCCGCCCCCCGCCCCCAGCCAGGCUUUCUGCUUCUGCCUUUAAGGCCUGUUCUCAGCACAGUCUUUUAAAAAUAGGUCACAUCCUGCCACUGCUCCCUCAGAGCCCUCUCUCUGGUGGUUCCAAACUCAGAUUCCUCGGUAGCUCCCAGGCCUCUGGUAUUUCUUCCCACCCCUGCCUGUUCCCUCUCUCCAGCCUGUCUCGCUGCUUUCCUUGAUGCUCCAUAGGCCCCAAGUGGCCCAGUCCUUCCCUUUUCAUAGAGGCAGAAGCACUGAGGUGGGCUGGACACACCUGUACCCUCUGAGUUCCUCACAUCCCCCCAAGCACACUUUGACCUUGGGGGCUUUGUUUUUGCCACACUGUCCUUCUGGGGUGUGCUUUUCCCAGCCUUCAUUCAAAAGUCCCUUUGUCGGGGGAGCAAUUCCCAGACCACUUACCACAUUAAAAUAUAUUUUUUAAAUGAAUGUGUAGUAAAAUGACUCUUUGGGAGUG